Messenger RNA from Symbiodinium pilosum, 794 nucleotides. Lineage: Eukaryota; Dinophyceae; Suessiales; Symbiodiniaceae. The record is from the annotation of a GenBank genome assembly.
AUGGCCGUUACGCCUGAACAACAGCGGGAGUAUCUCCGCACAAAUCUCGAUUCAGAUUUCCUUUACUUGCUCGAAGAGCAUGGCGUGGACCUUGCUUUGCAAUAUCAGGUGGGCCAGCGUUAUAAAGCAAUCAAGACUUUCGCCGUCUUCGCAGACGACCGCAGUGCAGUCCGCGCAGCAAUCACGGCCGAUUUCAGCAUCAGGCCGGACACGGCAGCCGAUCGAGCAAGAAUCGCCUGCUUGGUCACCGCAUGGGAAGCCGCAAAGCUGAUCCGCGAAGAAGAAGCCAAGCUCAAGGCAGAGGCCAAAGUGCUAGGCAUGCAGAAGCCGCUGGCAUCGUCAGACCGUGCAGCGAUGAGGAUUGCACUUGAAUCCGUGAAGGGUUAUGCUGUUUCAGAAUCUGAGGAACCUGCGGCUGAGUAUUUGGCCCACAAGCUGGAGCAAAUCGAAAACGGGGAGCCGACUGGGUCCUACUUGGAUGAGGUCAUUUCUCGCAAAGAGGCUGGGGCACUUCAGUUGCAGACCUCCUUGGAUAACCAGGGCCGGCUUCGGAUUACUCGUCAGAAGCCCAAGGGCAAGCUUCCUCAAUCCACCGAGGAGCUCCGAGCUAAGAUCCGUUUGGAGGCAGCUACCUGGAUCAUGCUUUUAGCCAAGUGUAAGGGGCGUGUCUAUCUUCGUGGUCUGGAGUUGAGCAGCUUCGACCGAUACUUGGAGUACUUGCUGGGGGAUCGAUCGCCGUACCUUGCCAGUCCCUUGGAGUAUGAAGUUUUCAUCUACAGCCGGGGGGGGGACCG